Molecule: messenger RNA, 1051 nt
Organism: Zingiber officinale
Lineage: Eukaryota; Viridiplantae; Streptophyta; Magnoliopsida; Zingiberales; Zingiberaceae
Exons: 1
Coding region: 88-537 (149 amino acids)
Source: RefSeq, a predicted model, not a curated record
UCGCCUUCGAUCGAUCCUUUAUAUGCCGAUUGGUCUCCGAAACCGAUAGCAAAGACGGCGAAGAAGCUGUCUGAUCGUGCUGCGAUCAUGCCUUCCGAAGCCGGAGCGAGGUCCUUCCGAGACCGACGGCGUCCGGUGAUCUCGAUGGACAGGCAGAAGCCGGACCUGGGCGCGCGCGUCGCGGAGUCGGCCGGGCAAACCGCGGCAGGGUGCGCGGCCGUGUUCUGCUGCUGCCCCUGCGGCCUGGCGAGCCUCCUCUACCUGGCGGCCGUGAAGUUCCCGGCUGGACUCUUCCGACAAACCCUGGGCCGCGGUGCCAAGUUCGCGAAGAAGGGAGCAGGCAUCCAGCCGAAAAAAGACGUCUUUGACGACGACGACGCCAUCAGCGUCGACGCCGGCUGGAUUCCGGUGGCGCUGUGGCCAGAGGACGCGUGGCCGUCGACGAUGGCCUCGCCGGAGCUGGUGGCGUUGGAGAAAGAGAUGUCGGCGUGGUUCUACAGCGCGGGGUUCUGGCGGAGCCCUUCGCAGAAGGAGUAAAGGGGAGUUCAUCGGAAAAAUGAGAAGGAAAGCUGGAAAAGGUGAGAACUUGACCUUCGCCGAGACAGAACAGAGGACGACAGAUUAAAAUCCCAUCAAAGGUGGGAUUUUUAAGUGCCCUGAUCCAGUUCAAAGUUCAAACGCAGAUUCCAAUCCAUCUUCUUUGAUCGAGUAGGAACCGAUUCUGUAAAUUCACUCUGAUCUUCAUUCCUAGCCAAGUGUUUCCCCAAAACGCCAUUUUUUGAUUGCUCUGAAUCCACAAUUAGUGGCUUUUAUGAUACUGGGAAAGGAUUGUUCUUGCAGGAACUUAUGUUGCUAGACCAUUCUGAGAGUUCAUGCUGUGUCAUUGAGCACAGUUCUUGUAGCUUUUGAGGGAUAAUUGGCAUUUGAUUUGACUCCAAAGUUUGAGAUUAAAAGUUUUCAAGAAAAACAGAACACAAGUUGUUAAGUUAGUCUUACCAGUGAGUUGGGUUCAAAGGAGAAUAAAAGAGAAGGAUUUUGUUACCCUACUUAA